AUGAUACGGCUAAUUGGGAGUAAAUCUACAUCUAUCAUUCAAAGAUCAUUAUCAUUAUCAUCAUCGAGUGCAGCGCUGUUGACCAAUACUAGUAAUCAUGCAUCGACUACUAAUAGUGUUGAACAACAACAACAACAACAGAGGUAUUAUUCAAUUACAAAUCAAUCAAGUAAAUCAGUAACAAGGAUAUUCGAUGAUCAACAUACUCAAAAUAAGAUGAAGAAGAUUAUGAUUGUAAGAUCAUUAAAUAAGAAUAACCUAGAGGAAGAGGAGGAAUUUACAACUGUUGAAAGCGAUAUUGCACAUCAAUUUGAUCCAUCAAUCGUUGGAAAAAGACAUUUUACAUCAUGGGGAAUGAGAUUUAUAUUAGGUUUUAUGAUAGUUGGUGUAAUGUUUUUUGCAAGACGAUGGACACCUAGACAAAUCUCUCGAAUCAUUGAUACAUUGAAAAAGGGUGAGACUGUAGACCCAUACCUAUUAAACAUAAACAAUCAGAUUCCACGUGAAAAGGAAGAAGCCUAUCUUUCAUCGUUUUUGGCAUCGGCACCUGUUGGUCCAGUUUGUAUAGUUGGACCUGAUGGAUGUGGAAAGAGUCAUAUCCUAAAGAGAAUAGUAUCUUCUAGAAAGUUAUCUGUCAUUGUGGAUAUGCGUCAAAACGCCGUCAUGAGUGGUGACGAACUAUUGGUUUCAUUCCUUAAAAGUUUAGGUUACCUUUUACCUUCAAGUGAUCCAAUAUCAUCUGUAUUUAUGAAACAAGAUAAAAAACAAAAAAUCAAUGUUCAAGAAAUUAUUCAAGGUUUGGAAACUAUUUAUUUAUCAUUGGUAAAAAUUAAAGAGGAUUAUGAAGAUAUUCCACUUAUUGUCAUUAAUAAUAUUGAAGCUUUACCAACUUCUGAAAACUUUACUAGAUUUAUUGAUUGGUGUAUCUCUGUCACUGAUAACAAGUUGGCAAAUAUUGUAUUUUUAACUUCUUCUCAAUUUGUUCAUUUCCAUUUAGAUUCAAAUUAUAGUUUUAAAAAAAGAAGAUUUCUUUUUAAUAUUCCAUAUCCACCAACUGAUGUCAUUUCUCAAUAUUUACAUAAUGUAUUUACUAGUGAUGGGAAAGAUCACAAGUUUAUUUAUGGUGGAGGUGGUGGAUCAAAGAAUAGAUCAGUACUGAGUAAUCCCGUUUUACCUCUUGCCAAGGAAGAUGUCGAUGAUAUCAUUCAAACAUUUGGUUCUCAGAUGAGAGAUAUCGAUGCAAUUGUUGGUUUGAUAUUCAAGGGCGAGUCAUACGACUAUGUAUCGGAAUUGUUUAUUUCAGAGACAACACAAAAGAUUAGUUCAUUGGUAGACUCUAUGUUUCAAAAGGCAAAUCUAAUCGACAAUGACAGCGAAAAGAAAAACAUCUUUGAAAAGUACCAAAGAUUUUGGAAAAUGCUAGAGAUUUUGACAGAGAAACCAAAUAUUGCAGCCAGUAAACUCAUCGAAGAGGUGUUUCACGAACAACCAGAGGAAUUGGACGAAUAUUUUAAAUCAAACAUUGUCUAUUACUGGAUGAGACAAAGUGAAAUCAUGCCAGAGAUUGAAUUGUCUACAGUUGACCGAACCUAUGACAUCUUUGUUACCUUUUCCUCACCACGUAUUCAAAAUGCUGUCAAGAGAGUUUUGGUAGAUCACCGUUUCGAACUACAAAGAAACUCGAUUGACAAGUUCUUUAAAAAACAUGAUCUCAAAGACGAGAAAAAGGAUCUAGAAGAGGAAAGAACAGAAAAGUUACAAGAAUAUGAAAAGGUAUACACUCGGUUGGAAAAUCUAAUUGAAAAUUCAACUCAAUGGAUAAAGUAUAUGGGUCAAGAAAAAUUCGAUGAAAGAAGAGUUUAUUUUGUAACCAAAGAAGAUGAUUGUCUAAAGAAAAUAGAUCAUCUAACUUUACAAAUUGAAAAAAUUGAUAAAGAAUUGGAUGAUUUAUAA
Messenger RNA from Cavenderia fasciculata, 1953 nucleotides. RefSeq lists its product as uncharacterized. Lineage: Eukaryota; Evosea; Eumycetozoa; Acytosteliales; Cavenderiaceae. The transcript has 5 exons. Gene Ontology annotation, cellular component: mitochondrial inner membrane. Bases 1 to 1953 code for a protein of 650 amino acids. The record is from RefSeq and is a predicted model, not a curated record.